CGAGAGAGAGAGGAAGCGCGACGCCGCAGGUCUCCAGGAGAGUGUGCGGAGUGAUCCUUCUACACCGCACGCUGUGCGCGACGGGCUCUUGCGCUCGCCAAAGAAACUGGUCGGGCCAGGAGAGGAGAUUGAGCGUGCGAGAUGUUUGUGGCCUCCUCGCUCUACAACUAUGCGACGGGGACGAACGGCAAAGGGCCUGCGCCGGCGUCUGCCGAGAACAAGGUGAAGCGACACCCGGCACGCGGACCUCGACGGGCAAGCAGCAACAAUGCCGCCGCGGACGGCGCUGCUGCAUCGACGGCGCUGCCGACGUCGCCGCCGCCCUCGUACGCCUCUGUUGCUGCGUCAGCCGGCGGAAUCGAUGCCAUGCUCGAGGAGCGGAGCCCUGCGGAGCUCGCAAAGAUCAAGGUCAUCGAUAGCAUCGUGGCGCAAGAGGACCUCUACGAGAUCCUCGGCGUCAAGCGAUCGGCAAAGACGGACGAAAUUCGACGGGGCUUUCUAAACCGGAGUCGGGUCUGUCACCCCGACAAAUUGCCAUCGUAUGCGCCAUGCGUGACUGCCUUUCAGAAGGUCUCCUUUGCCUAUCAGACACUGUCGAAGCCGACGAGCAGGCGCAUGUACGACGUCUCGGGACGGCAGGACCUCGCAGCGGCUCUCAAUGAUCCCUCUGGUCCCGGUGGUGGUGCCGCUGCGGGCGCGGGCGUCAAUGGAGACGAGACGCUGAAUUCGGUUCUGUAUGCCGUCUUUUGCGAGUUUCUCGAUGGCGAUUUUGAGAUGAUUAGGGUUCUCGUCAACGCAAUGAACGAGGGCAAUCCUGGACUCAACCUGGGCGAUGACGCUGCAGACAGCAUCGAGGGCGCCUUUCGCCGGCUGCGCUCGAUGCUCCUCGCGGGCAGAAAGUACCUGGCCGUCAUUCGGUUUGAGCUGAUCAGGUUGUACGAGAUCCAGCAGAACCUGCGCCAGCUCUCCUACUUUGACGUCUUUGGCCGAUUGAGAUUGACGCUGCAGCUCGCACGAGUCACGCUCAGUAUCCCCAUGGCGAUCGACACGGCCAUGAAGGAGCCAGAGAACGAGGGCGAAGGCGAGGAGGGUCUCGGAGGAGGAAAAGAACCGGCUGCCAAGGCGGCAGAUGCAGAUGUAGAGGCGGAGGCGAGCGCGAGCAGUAACGAGGAUGACGAGGAACGAGGGAGCGAUUGGGGCGAGGAGGAAGAAGAAGAGGGAGGCGAGUUUGGGAUGCGGUCCGAAGACGAAGAAGAGGACGAGGACGAGCGAGGGAUCGUCUUUGACGAUGACGACGACGACGCCAGGGACGGAGUGCCGAGAUCCCAACCCAACGGUCACGGGGCACCUCCGCCACAGGGAAGAGCCGAGGAGGGCAGGAAGCAGCGCAAGAGGCGACGACGAAGGGAGGCGAGAAGAGAGGCAAGGAGGGCCGCCAGAGCUGCGCGGAAUAAACCCCGUCGCUCAGGCAUCGAGUACGCUGACGACGAGGACACGGGACCUGAGGCAGGUGCUUCGAAGGAGAUGCAGAAAAAAGGUCUCCUGGGACCCACGGCGGCAGGCUUGCUCAAGGGCGUCGUCAAGGUCCUCGAGACGAGCGAGGGCUGGGUCCCUGGUGGCGGCAGUGGCAGCUCCUCUUCUUGAUUUAAGCGAUCGUUCAGCUCUUCAUUAACUUCCAUCUAUCUAUGUGCAUUCACUUCAAUCUUUCUGAUACCCUUUGAUACAUUCAAUUUCAUCAUCUAUUCAUGUC
Molecule: messenger RNA, 1750 nt
Organism: Acaromyces ingoldii
Lineage: Eukaryota; Fungi; Basidiomycota; Exobasidiomycetes; Exobasidiales; Cryptobasidiaceae
Product: DnaJ-domain-containing protein
Exons: 4
Coding region: 142-1644 (500 amino acids)
Source: RefSeq, a predicted model, not a curated record